AUGACGCCCACUGUUCAAGGCCUGAUGUUGGGGAGCCUGCUGCUCGUCUCCCUGUGUGUCGGGGCAGCGGCCAUGUUUGACAGCCGGCUGGACGUCCACUGGGGGCUGUGGAAGAAGACACAUGAGAAAAACUACCAAAACGAGGUGGAGGAUGUGCGCCGCAGGGAAUUGUGGGAGAGUAACGUGAUGCUCAUUACCAUGCACAACCUGGAGGCCUCGAUGGGGCUCCACACCUACGAGCUGAGCAUGAACCACAUGGGAGACCUGAUGCCAGAGGAGAUCCUGCAGUCUUACGCCACACUCAGUGCCCCCACUGACAUCCAGAGGGCACCAUCUGCCUUCGUGGGGACAUCAGGCGCCGACGUACCAGACGCCAUGGACUGGAGAACGAAGGGCUGCGUCACCAGCGUCAAGAAUCAGGGUUCCUGUGGCUCCUGCUGGGCCUUCAGUGCCGUAGGGGCCUUGGAGGGCCAGUUAGCCAAGACAACUGGGAAGCUGGUGGACCUCAGCCCCCAAAACCUGGUGGACUGUUCGAGCAAAUAUGGCAACCACGGCUGCAACGGUGGCUUAAUGCACCACGCCUUCCAGUACGUCAUCGACAACCAGGGCAUCGACUCGGAGGCUUCGUACCCGUACAGAGGAAAACAGUCACAGCAGUGCCUCUACAAGGCCGCGUACCGCGCCGCCAACUGCUCCAAUUACAGCUUCCUGCCUCAAGGAGAUGAGGGGGCUCUGAAGGAGGCGGUCGCCACCAUUGGACCCAUUUCAGUGGCGAUUGACGCCACACGGCCCACAUUCGUCUUCUACAGGAGUGGAGUGUACGAUGACGCGAGCUGCUCCCAGACAGUGAACCACGGCGUGUUAGUGGUGGGCUACGGCACACUGAAGGAAGGGGACUACUGGCUGGUAAAGAACAGUUGGAACACUACAUUUGGAGACCAGGGCUACAUCCGGAUGGCUCGCAACAAGAGGAACCAGUGUGGCAUCGCUGAGUAUUGCUGCUACCCCACCAUGUAGCUGCAGAGGGAACUGAACUGAAUCUCUUGCAGAUUAAGUUCCCUUCUCUUUUAUGUAGAGGCUACAGUAUAUUUACAGUUUAAUUCCAUGUUGAUUCAACCAUUUUUCUUCAGGUUUUGUUUUUAAAACUCCUUUUUAAUGCACCUUUUUUAUGACAAAAGCCAAGUGUGACAAAUUUUCAAACAUUAUAGUUAUUGUAGUUGUCUUAAGUGUGUGUUUGUUUGCAUCCAACACAAUGUAUGUGUGGGGUUUUGAAUCUGUAAUAAAGAUACAUUUGUAAUCUGUAA
This is a messenger RNA of Anarrhichthys ocellatus (wolf-eel), 1304 nucleotides long. RefSeq names its product cathepsin S, ortholog2, tandem duplicate 1 (gene ctss2.1). The transcript has 8 exons. Bases 1 to 1017 code for a protein of 338 amino acids. Gene Ontology annotation, biological process: proteolysis. Gene Ontology annotation, molecular function: cysteine-type peptidase activity. Lineage: Eukaryota; Metazoa; Chordata; Actinopteri; Perciformes; Anarhichadidae. The record is from RefSeq and is a predicted model, not a curated record.